AUGGUUAAAAAGAAAAACCAGGACGCGGAUUCCCAAAAACCCACAGUAGAACUUCUUUCGGAGGAAGCGUGGAUGGCCCGCAGAAAUACAUAUAUGCAGCGUUUGGCGGAUCUUAGGACAAGUGUAGCCUUUAUAGAUGAUGCCAUCGAAGAGCACAAGGAGCUUCAGAAGCAAAAGUUGUCUAACGACAAGUGGAAUAGCUACUUGGCCUGUGAUGGAUUGCCCAAUCCCAGUCGUCCUGCCGAAAUUCGAAGAUUCCUAUUCCAGCUUCAUUUUUUGGAGCAAGAGUCCUGCGCCAAUGAAGUAAGCUGGGUUCUUUCUGUGGACGAGGGUAGUCUACUCUCUCAAGCACCCGAUAGAAGCGAUAUGACCCGCAAGAACUUGGAAAAGUCAAGGCCCAACGUAGGACAGCUCUACGAUGAAACAGUGCAACGUAUCCUGGCAACCAUAGAAAGAGUGGAGAGAGUUCUCCGUAACGAUGAUGAGCUCGUGCGUCUGCCAACAUUUCAAGUCCUGGAGUUGGAUAAGAUUCCUAAUGAACUUUAUGGGGAAAUUGAAAGCUUCUUUGACAAGCUGACCUAUCGCGUGGUCUGUUCUCCUGAAGCCUUGAUGACGAACAAGGAUUGUAUCUUGUCAUGCUACUGCUAUAAGUGCAGCAACUUUGACCUGGAGAUAUGGGGACUGCAGGAUGUACCCAUUCGUUUCAAUUAUUUAAAGCUACCGGUAAUGUGCUCGGACCUCAACUGCGUGGGUGUGACUAUUCAACUGCCGCUGAGUGUGCUUUGCGACAAUCUUACACUGCGGUGUGUGCGCACUUUCUUCGAUCCGCUCUCCCAUCUGGCCAAGAGCUUUGAGCUGGCCAUCGAUAGUUUUUCGAGCCCAAACUGCGGUCUGGUGGACAUAGGAGAUAGUGUAAUGAGCGAAUGGAUGGCCCAGAUGGACAUACAGGAGGACCUAGUGGCCCAAAUGGAAUCGGAAAUGCGGGCUUACAAUGAGGCCAUAUCUUUUAUAGCCGACGCCAAAGCAAAAGAACAAAAGAAACAUCACAAGGCAAAGAUAAAGAUUCCAAGCCCGCCAAAAAUGCCACAAGAGUUGCCAGAUGGCAUGUUUCCCGAUCCACUCAAGAUAUUUCUGGCACACGAGAAAAGGGAUUGCUCUGACUUCUUUAACAGAUAUUUCCAUCCGGACAAUAUCAACCUACUGCCAUCCGAGGUGAGCCUGCGUCGUUUCAUCAUUAUAGGUGGCAUAAUCUCACUGGUCUUUGUGCGAAAAGCCAAACAUACCGCUUUUGAGAAAUUUAAUAUAACGCUCCAUGAGGAUGGACGCCUACUACGGAAGUCGGUGAAUAUUCUAGACGUAUCGAAGGAGCGGGAAUCCAGCAGGAGCUCUACCAAAUGGGGAAUCGGUGCAGAUAUGAAGCGGAGUACCGUUGUCGAGGAAGCCCCUGAAGUUCCACUGCACUUGGCACCAAACGAGCUGCCCUAUUACUUUCUCAGCUUCAAGGUGCCCAAUCAUCUGUGCCUAUGGGGAGAACCCAUUGUUUGCCAAUUUGUUGAGGGCCAAAUGGAACGACCGCCGGAAGUUAAGGCAGAAGAAUUUGUGAAAAAGCUAGAUAAAAAGAGGAAAUAUGUGCGAAAGGCUUCCCGAAAGGAAAACGAAUCGGCACACAGAGUGGCCUCCACUUCAGGGCCCGUAGGUACGGCAGAAGAAAAGCCAUCGGAAAGUGAAAAGCCGACGUACCACCAGCCGGCUAGAGAAAAUUCCACCAAUAUCUAUCGCCCCUCGGCUUUGGCAAUUGUGCGGCAGAGUGCGAUGGAAACGGGGCAGAUGCAACAUGAAAAUGGGUUCAAAAACUUUAAGCUGCUGGAAGGGCCAAUAUCGAGAAAAAAUCUACGCCUUCUGCAGGAUCAAUGCUUGCCCAGGAUAAUAUCCUCGCUGAAUUUCCCGCGGGACUUCAAGGAUGAUAGGUUGGAAGCGCAGGCCUUGAAAAAAACUCCGGGUACUCAACUUUACAAAAGGCGAGUGACCGAAUCACUGGCAUCUUCACAAAUGGAGGAGUUCUGUUUCAAUUACGAAGACCAGUCCAAUCCAGAACGCAUGUUUCCGAAGUUUCCUUUAAUGAGCGACUUGCAUGAGGAAACUGACCGCAUGGAUAGCUUGAAUGAGGAUGAUACCAUGAUUGGCCUUGUAAGAACAUUGGAAGGCAUUAAGGACAAGUACUUGGAUGCCCCGAAAAGAAUAGUGGAACAAAACACCUACGCCGUCAGAAUGAGCAGGAAAACUUUUGAGCAUCCCCUUCCUGCGACUCGAUCUCAUCGACAGAGCUAUUUCGGAAGACGGUCCAUCAGACAAUUGGGAUUAGAGGGUAGCACGCAGAGCAUAUCUCGACCGAUGGAAAUAGAAUACGAAUUCAGUGAAGCCGGCGAAACUGUUGAACGAAAAGAUAGUCGACUGCCCUCGAGUAUUUUACCUCAAAGUUCGGAACCCAUUAACGUCGCCCACUGGACUACCGAGUUCAUCCUGGAGUCAAGUUUUAAUAGGCAGAGCAAGGUGGUUAUGGUGAAGACAGAUCGACUGGGAUAUUUCGGAUUCGCCUAUCCACGAUACGCGCACUUCCCCUUCCGCCACUGGGAGUUGGAGAAGAACGAGCAGAAUCCCGACGAGAUAAUCCUAACCUUGGACACCUACCAUGUGCGAGUUGUCUUCUUCGUCAGCAGCGAUGGCAUCCGGUGCCAUGCGAUAGAUGUACCUAAGGAGUACAUUGCCAGACCAUUCAAAUAUAUCGAUAUCGAUCAGCCCAUCUCGGACUUCGUCGAGCUUCGCAAGCGCCUUCAGGACAUGAACCUGAACGUGUUUGCGGAGCUCGACGCCUGUUUCUACAUAGAUCAGGGCUACUUCUCGCAGAAGCACCUGGCGGCAGAGUUGCAUGUCUACGAUGUCAUCGCCGUGCACAUCAAGCUGAUGAAGUUCAGCCGUAGCCAGUGGAAUCGUCUGGCGAAGGAUCGGGAUCUCGUGCUUUGUCUACGAAAUACCAGGGAUCUGCACGAUGGAUCGGAGGUCACUGUCCGGGUGACGCCCGAGGUCGCGAGCUUCGUGGAAGUUUCGGAGCUCUGUUCCGACGAUACCAAAGUGAUAAAGCUGCAUUAUAAAAGCACCUGGCGUAAUAUUGGGACUUACUCGGAUCUGCACCAGCUGAUCAACUCCAUGUACCCACAUGCCACGGAUAUGCGCAAUCGCGAUGCCAACCAGAUGUACUAUCUGCGCCAGCUCCUGCAGGAGAUCAGACCCCUGAGCUUCUCCUAGGUCCGCGAACGCUGCUCAAAUGACACAGACCACAGUGCACACUUUCCAAUUACCAGCAAUUAAACUCAAUUGCCGUAACGAA
This is a messenger RNA of Drosophila erecta, 3385 nucleotides long. RefSeq lists its product as uncharacterized. Bases 1 to 3303 code for a protein of 1100 amino acids. The record is from RefSeq and is a predicted model, not a curated record. Lineage: Eukaryota; Metazoa; Arthropoda; Insecta; Diptera; Drosophilidae. Gene Ontology annotation, molecular function: microtubule binding; beta-tubulin binding. The transcript is spliced from 10 exons.